Molecule: messenger RNA, 513 nt
Organism: Paraglomus occultum
Lineage: Eukaryota; Fungi; Glomeromycota; Glomeromycetes; Paraglomerales; Paraglomeraceae
Source: the annotation of a GenBank genome assembly
GAUAUUGGCCUUCCUCGCCUAGGCGGUGUUGAGGCAACAUCACAGAUUAGACGUUUUGACCCAACAACGCCUAUAAUCAGCAUGACAUCGAGUACGUCUGCACAAGAUUGUGUAACGUAUUACUCUAACGGAAUGAACGACAUACUGGCCAAGCCAUUUACCAGGACACGAUUGUUUGACGUCUUGGAUAAAUAUUGUAUGCACCUUAAAGUCAUGCCAAAUUUCCAAGACGUCCACAGAAUAUUUGAGCAACCUCCGCCGCGGAUAGACGGUGGCAGCAACUUGAACGAAAAUUGGCCAGUAACAGUCUUUUCUAUACCGAAUGAAGGCGAGGAAUAUAAUCAAGCGGUCUCGUAUCCCAUGGGUGAGGAAUAUAUGCCGAUGUUUAAUAUCGUGAGCUUGUCAAACGCACCAACAACGGGCACGGUUAGAUACAUCGAUGAUGUAUAUGGUGAUGAUGAAGCAUCAAAUAAUCGCCAACGGAAACGGCCGAAAUUUGAAUUAUUAGAAUGA